CGCGACCACAACGUAACUCCAAGAUCGGAAUAGGAAUUGGAGAUCGGAAUCGGAAUUCGUGGAGUAUAUAGCCAACCACUUACCAGGUAGCUUUGGCAACAAUCGUCACGUGAUCGUGUCGCGAUCGUUCAUUCUGCUCGUCAUUCAUCUGUCGUCUCGUCUUGUGCAAUUAUUGCCUGUCGAAUGUCGAAGAAUAUGUCUCGCAUCUGGAUUUGUGUACCGAGCUCUUAACGUUUGUCUGCAGAAGUCGAACUCAAAGUCUACGGAUCCGCGAGUGCCUGUCGAUCAACUUGACCUUUCAGCUCUCAGAUCAGGAAAUUGCUCAAAUUCCUGCAUUAAAAUGUCUUCCCCAUAUGUGAUCUUGCUGAUCGCAUUACUAUAUCUUUGCCUGAGUCCGGCUAUAAUUGCCCAAGACUUUGAGUUAGCGGAACGCAACCACAAGAAACGCCAAAUCUAUCGGGAGCAAGUAUUGCCACAUGCGGGUGGUAAGAUACCAGACACCGCCUUCGAAACGGAUCGAUUGUUUUUGAAUCGCCUGCAAAAGGAGGGAAUCGCAGUGCCAGAUGGCAUAGUGCCGGAGCAGCGCAACCCGCAGGUGUAUCAGUACUACAACAAACCCAUGCGCACCGUCUUCCACAUCGCUUUAAGUUCGGAUGGGAGGUAUACGCCGCGGGAGGGACGGUACCACUACCGCCAGGUGCCCACGGUGGAGACCACAUACCUGUAUCCCCAGGCUGUGGGUCGCCAGCACGUGCUGGUGCCUCCGAAGCACGCUCUUCCCGUCUACCGACAGCUCCAGUUGCACAAUCCACUCCUCAACCAGGUCAAGUUUCAGCCCAAGAAAAUGCCCAAUUUUCUGGAACUGGCGCCCACGGUGGGCAAGAGCCAUGCAAACCCAUUGGCCGGAUCGGCCAAGGCGCAGUCUUAUCAGAAUGUGAAUCUCCUGCAUGGUCACAGUCCGGCGCUGCCGGCUUUCAAGAAAACCGCCCGGGGCAGCAAGACCUAUGUGGACAGCUAUGGCACAACCCAUUCAAACCCAACUCGGACGGUCGUCGCUCCAACUCCAAAGGCAAUUCCAAGCUACCAACUCCAAAGUAGGCGGAAAAGUAUAUCCAGCAUAAUGAUGCCGAAGCUGGGCUGUUUCUCUUUCUGGUUGAUGCUCGUGAUCGGAGCUGCUGUGGCCAUCGAAGUUCAGAAAUUCGGAUAUCUAUUCAAUCCGCCACAAGCGGAACACCCGCAGCAUCACGAGGAGAAGCAAGAUCUGAACAAGAUACCUGGAGUUCCGGGCGUGGAUUAUCCGGUUUACCAUGAGGUACCGCACACCCACUUCAGUUGCCACAAUGUUCCGGCCACUCCGGGCAUGUACGCCAAUGUGGAGACGGGCUGCCAGGCCUAUCACGUGUGCCACGAUGGACGCGAAGGCGAACAGGGAGCCAAGUUCCUGUGCACCAAUGGCACCAUCUUCAAUCAGAAGGAAUUCGCCUGCGACUGGUGGUACAAUGUGAAGUGCGAGGAGGCCACCAAUUUCUACCAUUUAAAUGCCGAUCCCGAGCACAAUCCUUACUUCCCCAAGAAGAAGCCUGAGCUGGAACCCUAUGCAAAUGACAUCCAUGAUAGCAAAUUCCUGAUACAAGCUUAAAUCUAUUUUCAUUCGUUAUUUUGUUGCUGUUGUUCCCCAUUUUGUAAAUAAAACGCGAAUUUAGCUUUCCAUAAUUAGAGUACAUUAUAAAAGAUCCGGUCCAAAGUUUAAAAAAGGCGUA
This is a messenger RNA of Drosophila rhopaloa, 1760 nucleotides long. RefSeq lists its product as uncharacterized. Gene Ontology annotation, molecular function: chitin binding. The transcript has 7 exons. Gene Ontology annotation, cellular component: extracellular region. NCBI's taxonomy places the organism in Eukaryota, Metazoa, Arthropoda, Insecta, Diptera, Drosophilidae. The coding region runs from base 341 to 1639 and encodes 432 amino acids. The record is from RefSeq and is a predicted model, not a curated record.